Messenger RNA from Salvia miltiorrhiza (redroot sage), 1305 nucleotides. RefSeq lists its product as uncharacterized. The transcript is spliced from 4 exons. Bases 1 to 1305 code for a protein of 434 amino acids. NCBI's taxonomy places the organism in Eukaryota, Viridiplantae, Streptophyta, Magnoliopsida, Lamiales, Lamiaceae. The record is from RefSeq and is a predicted model, not a curated record.
AUGGUGGCUGGCUGGGCGGAUCUUGGCCGUCUGUUCUUGAGCGAGGCAGAAGAGAAGUCGAGGGGCGUCUGGGGCAGGGGCGAAUGGUUUUGCCUGCUCUUGCUGCCGCCGGAUUCUGGAGGCGGCGCCGCUUUUGUGCUUGUGUGUGAUGCGUUCUCGGCUGAGAAUGAUGGGUCGACUCCGGCUGCUGUUUCGCCGGAAACUACUGUGGCAGAUGGCGAUUUGAAUGAUUUGGUGUUCUUGGACAUGUCUGCCUCUUUUGUGUCGAGUGAGUCGAGUAGUGAAAAUUCUAGAUCGUCGGAUGAUGAUACGAGCUGUCUAGAUACUGUAAAUGGCGUGCCAAGAAAUAGGCCCCGAGCCGGGUAUGACAUGGUUAUGUUUGAUUAUGGGAUUGGUGUAAAUCUUUCUGGGCCACUCGAAGGGAGUAUUCCUGCAUACAAGCUGGGAAACGAGAGCCCGGAAUCUGUUAUAACUUUUGACAAGUUGGAUGAACUUCGUGCUGUCUAUGCUAUUCCUCCUUGUGCCAGUCUGGCUGCUCCAUCUGGUUCGGAAAGGCCAGAUUGGUUAUAUCCAGGAUGGACGGUCCUGUAUGAGUGUUUUCUUCAGAUGGGUGCCCGUUUUCCUCUUCCUCGGCUAGUGUUCGAGGCUUGCACUCACUACCGCGUUGCUCCGGGUCAAUUGGUUCCGAACGUGUGGCGCACUCUCAUGGCCAUUCAGGUUUUUAGCGAGUUGAGGGGUGUUCACUUCAGUUUUUCUGAAGUUUUGCAGGCUUACAGUUUGGAGACGCAUAGGACUGAUAAUGUUCGAUAUCAAUUUAAGGCAAACCGUCCGCUUGUGCUAUCUCUUCCAGAUAGCGCUAAGAAAUGGCGUUCUAGAUACUUUUUCAUAUCCAAUAACGCACUAGGAGAACCGCGUGAUUCGAUUAUUCCACAGGCAUGGGAAGCUUGUACUUGUCCGAGGAGGGGGCCUACCAGCUUGGCUUUCGAUAGUGCUAGCAAGAUCGAUUGGUUUUUAGGUUUUAGCGAAGAGGAUCGCCAAAUCUGUAACAUUUUGACCGAGGCCAACUUGCGAGUUAGCUCUUUGUGGAGCCGCGUGCCCGCAGAUCACAGGAUGUCGAAGUCAUAUGUUCCUCCUCUGCUUGGGAAGGGCGCUGCAAUGGACGUGAUCCGUAGGAAUAGGCAGAAGGCUGCUAGCUCGAGUGGUGCGGUUACAGCUGAUGUUACUGCAGCACGUGUCCCGCAUUCGACUCGUGUUCCGGCUCACAAGAAAAAGCGGUCUGCUGAGGUUGACCUCACUGUUCGCUAA